Molecule: messenger RNA, 851 nt
Organism: Drosophila kikkawai
Lineage: Eukaryota; Metazoa; Arthropoda; Insecta; Diptera; Drosophilidae
Product: coiled-coil domain-containing protein 25
Source: RefSeq, a predicted model, not a curated record
GUCAAAGCUCGAACCAUCGAUGUCAUCGAUUCUGUUUCAUCUCUAAUGCUCACUCGAACAUCUUUUUGUUUUCUAUUAAAUUUUUAAUUAGACCCGAUUCCCGAGAUGGUGUUCUACUUCAAGAGCAACCUGGUGCAGCCGGCGGCAAUGCUAUACAUGGGACGCGACAAGUACGAGAACGAGGAGCUGAUCCGCUGGGGCUGGCCAGAGGACGUCUGGUUCCAUGUGAACAACCUGUCGUCGGCGCACGUUUAUCUGCGCCUGCACCGCGGCCAGACGAUCGACGACAUUCCCAGCGACGUGCUGGUGGACGCCGCCCAGCUGUGCAAGGCCAACAGCAUCCAGGGCAACAAGGUGAACAACCUGGAGGUGGUCUAUACCAUGUGGGAGAAUUUGAAGAAAACGCCGGACAUGGAGCCCGGCCAGGUGGCCUAUCAUGACGAGAAGGCGGUGCGCAAGAUCAAGCUGGAGAAGCGCGUCAACGAGAUUGUCAACCGUCUGAACAAGACCAAGACGGAGGAGGAGCAUCCCGAUUUCCGUGGGCAGCGCGAGGCGCGCGAUGCCGCCGAGCGCCAGGACCAGAAGAAGCUGCAACGCGAGCGUCGCGAACAGGAGAAGGAGGCGGCCAAGCAGCGUGAACUGGAGGCGGAGCUGCGUAGCUACGCCUCGCUCCAGAAGACUGAGAAUAUGCGCACAAACUAUGAUGCCGGCAACGAGUCGGACGACUUCAUGUAGUGUCCCUCAUCCUCAUCUCGCUCUCUCUCAAAAGCUCUCCACUCCCCAGCUCACCGCUGUCCCAUUAUUCUUAUUGUUUUUGUAUUAAAUUAUACGAAACUAGUUUCUGUAAAUAA